AAGGAUAUAUUUCGUGACGUUUUCCAGACAGAGAAGCAUGUGUGAGUAGGCACAGCUUAUAACUGUGUUUUUUUACUGGCUUGAUUUGUGGAGUAAUAAAUGGGUUGAGGUACAUCAUGUGAAUACAUUCAGCAUUCAGUGGAUAUAUGUAGUUGUGCUGAAUAUACAAAAAAGUCAUCUCCGGCUUUUUUCACGAAUGUUCUGUCACGUCAUUGUAGCUCUCUGAACUUCACACCACGCUUUGCACAGAGUAUUCCAGACACUGCAAAUUAAGUAGCACAAAGUAACUGGAGGACUAUUAUACUGCUUUCAAAAUUCAAAAUGGCAUCGGCACUAAAAAAUUUGAGAGCCCCACUGACACGUGGUGCUUUCAUGGUCAUGGGUUCUCAGGGGACUAAUUCCUUCCGAACUGGGGGUGCGCCUCGGCUAAUACGACAAUUUGGUGGAAAAGGGGUAGCUAUGCAGCAGUCAAACACGGCUCUCUACGUCGGAAUUGCUGCGGUCGGAGCUGGAGGUGCUUACUUACUAUGGAGUCAAGGUGGGGGUGGCAAGGUCGACUAUCAGAAGGUCUAUGAUGCUAUUGCUAAAAUACUGGAAGAGGAUCCAAACUAUGAUGAUGGCUCCUAUGGCCCUGUAUUUGUCCGUUUGGCUUGGCACGCUUCCGGCACAUAUGACAAAGCCUCAGGAACGGGAGGUUCGUCAAAGGGAACGAUGCGCUUUGAGCCAGAGGCUAAGCAUGGAGCUAAUGCUGGACUUCACAUUGCACGAGAAAAGUUGGAGAAAGUGAAAAAUCAAUUCCCUGGCAUUUCUUACGGAGACUUGUGGACUUUGGCUGGCGUAGUAGCCGUUCAAGAGAUGGGGGGCCCAAUCGUCCCAUGGAAGCCAGGCCGUGUGGAUGGUACUCAUUCUGAGUGUCCCCCCGACGGACGGUUGCCAGACGGAGCUAACCCCUCUCCACAACACCCAAGGGACGUGUUCUACAGGAUGGGGUUCAAUGACCAAGAAAUUACUGCUCUCAUUGGGGCUCACACAUUGGGCCGAUGUCACACGGAUAGAUCUGGUUUCGAUGGACCGUGGACUUUCUCGCCGACUGCUUUCUCCAACAGCUUCUACGUGGAGCUGCUCACCAAAAAAUGGGUGGAUCGAAGUUGGUCGGGUCCAAAACAAUUUGCUGAUAAGGAAACAGGCCAGUUGAUGAUGCUGCCGGCUGACAUGGUAUUUGCCAAGGACUCCGAAUUCAGGCAGUGGUCUGAACUGUAUGCAAAAGACGAGAAGAAAUAUUUCGAAGAUUUUGCUAAAGCCUAUCAAAAAUUGUUGGAACUGGGAGUAGCAUUCAAAGAAGGGACGACAGAGUAUAGGUUUAAACCAACAUCAGCGUAAUACUUGUAUACAUUAUUAUUCAGUAAACAACUCCUAUCACACAUCACUUGAAUUUUGUAGAAUUGAUUGUAUAAUUCAGGAACAUGGAUAAAUAAAUUACAAACGUAAGCAUGACCGCCAUAUUUUUGCAAACUCUGUGCUGAAUUUACCUAGAAAUGUGAUUCCCAUGCUGGCGAUAUGAUAUGCGAUUGGAAUCGGAAUCAUACUAUGUCCUCCUAUGUUGUCUACUUUCAUGAAAAAUUGAAAAUAAACUCUACGCUGAUAUCAGUCGAUGGAUGUAUCGAUUAAA
Molecule: messenger RNA, 1669 nt
Organism: Folsomia candida
Lineage: Eukaryota; Metazoa; Arthropoda; Collembola; Entomobryomorpha; Isotomidae
Product: cytochrome c peroxidase, mitochondrial
Exons: 7
Coding region: 322-1380 (352 amino acids)
Biological process (GO): cellular response to oxidative stress; hydrogen peroxide catabolic process; response to reactive oxygen species
Molecular function (GO): heme binding; peroxidase activity
Source: RefSeq, a predicted model, not a curated record